AUGGAAAUUACACGAUCUCUGCGAGCGAUUCUUCGUGACACACCUGGAAUUCAGUAUAUUUUCGUUACCGACAAGGAAGGAGUGCCGAUUGUCGGAGUCAGUGAAUCUUCAGGUGAAGAAUUCCGUAAUCGUGCGCAAUUGAUCAACAGCUAUCAAUUGGCUGUCGAACAGACAGCAAAGCUGAAUAUGGGUGAACAGAAAACGGCCAUAUUUCGUUAUGAAACCAGCGAGUUGGUUGUACUGAAUAUUAAACCGUUAGUUGUUUAUGUGGUGGCCAGUUCGGAGUGUCCAAUUGGAGUUCUUCGGCAACUGAGAGUACCUCUGGAACCAAUCGUCAACGAAAUUGCUUCAGCCACUAACAUUCCGAUUGCUUGA
Molecule: messenger RNA, 375 nt
Organism: Anisakis simplex (herring worm)
Lineage: Eukaryota; Metazoa; Nematoda; Chromadorea; Rhabditida; Anisakidae
Source: the annotation of a GenBank genome assembly